Messenger RNA from Chenopodium quinoa (quinoa), 2093 nucleotides. Its product is annotated as cysteine-rich receptor-like protein kinase 10. Gene Ontology annotation, molecular function: protein kinase activity; ATP binding. Lineage: Eukaryota; Viridiplantae; Streptophyta; Magnoliopsida; Caryophyllales; Amaranthaceae. Bases 86 to 1321 code for a protein of 411 amino acids. The transcript is spliced from 6 exons. The record is from RefSeq and is a predicted model, not a curated record. Gene Ontology annotation, biological process: carbohydrate metabolic process; protein phosphorylation.
UUAACUUAUGGUUUCAAUGGUUUAGACAUCUGUUGUUUUCUGCCCAACACCACCUCUGACUCCAUAAACAUGGCAAAACUCUUCGAUGAGUGGCGGAAACAAGAUUUUGAUAGGGAUGCCUUACCAUGGCUGGGUAUGGACCCUUCUAAAUCCAAAGGAUAACCAGAUUGGAGCUCCGGCUUCAGGUCCAGGGAUCAAUUCAGAUGGGUCACUGGGCUACCGAUGGAUCAAGAGCUUUGUGAAGAGUUAUGCAGCUAAGAGCUUGUACAACUCUACUAAUGUCGAGAAUACUUGCUCAUUCGGGUCUUUCUGGGUGGGGUUCGACGAUGUGGAAGCAAUCAAAACUAAGGUUUUGUAUGCUAAGAAGAAAGGCCUUCGUGGGUACAAUGUCUUUCAAGUUGCUAAUGAUGAUAACUGGGUUCUCUCUCAGGCUGCAGCUGAUAUAGCAGGUGGGAAUCAGCUCAAUAAAAGGCUGGUUUUAGUUAAGGUGUUGAUUCCUGUGGCCUGUAUCUGCUGUUUCAGUUUAAUCUUCUAUUUUCUCAGAGAAAGACUGCUUAAUUACACCAGAUCUGUAAGGACUGACACUCAAAACUUCAGUUACGAUUCACCAGACAUGAAAGCAUUCAAUUUCAAGGAUAUAAAUGCUGCCACAGAUAAAUUUUCAUUUCACAAAAAGCUUGGAGAGGGUGGGUAUGGACCAGUUUACAAGGGAAAAUUAAAGACAGGACAGGAAAUUGCAGUAAAGAGACUUUCAAAAGCAUCACGCCAAGGAUUUGAGCAGUUCAAGAAUGAAGUUAUGCUCACUGCAGGACUUCAGCAUAUAAACUUAGUUAAGGUGAUGGGAUUUUGCGUGGAAAGAGAAGAAAAGAUGCUUAUUUAUGAAUACCUUCCAAAUAGCAGCUUGGAUUAUUAUCUCUUCGAUCCUGUGAAAAGUUUGCAGCUUGACUGGGGAAAGCGUGCUCACAUCAUUGAAGGAAUUAUUCAAGGCCUUUUGUACCUGCAAGAAUACUCAAGGCUAACGAUCAUACAUCGAGAUCUAAAAGCUAGUAACAAUUUACUUGACAAAGAUUUAAAUCCUAAGAUUUCAGACUUUGGCAUGGCAAGAAUAUUCCAAACAGAUGAAUAUGAAGCAAAUACAAGCAAGAUUGUAGGAACAUAUGGAUAUGUCCCUCCGGAGUAUGUAAAACAAGGAGUAUACUCAAGAAAACAUGAUGUUUAUAGCUUUGGAGUGCUGCUGCUACAAAUCAUAAAUGGUAAGAGAAAUAACCAAUUCUAUGGUGCUAAUGAAGGAUACAACCUCUUGGAAUAUGCAAGUAAUUAAGCAGCCAACUAAGUUAUAUAGUGAGAUUUAAAUCCUGUAUAUGAAAAAUUUAAUUUUGAAAAAUAUAUAUGGUUGUUGAAUAGGCAUAUGAAUUGUGGAAAGAAGAUGAAUGCAAGGAGUUUGCGGAUCCAUCAUUAGAUGAUUCAAAUUCAAAAUAUAAGCUAAUGAGAUGUAUGCAAGUAGCUCUACUAUGCGUUCAAGAAAAGCAGGAGGAUAGACCAUCCAUGUUGGAAAUUUCAGCCAUUCUCAAUAACAAAAUUGAACACAUUAUGAUUCCAAAAAGGCCGGCGUAUUCCACCAAACCAGAUGCAGAGUCAAGUCAAGCAACUCCAUGCUCACAACAUUUGAAUUUUUGUAAUCUUGAUUCAGUAUUAUCUGAGCUUGAAGCUCGAUAAUGUUCCAUUGCCCUGCACCCCCCCCCCAAAAAAAAAAAAAAAGAAAAAAAAAAAACCCACCAAAAUUAUACUCAUUUUAGUUUGUUUUUAGAACUCAAUUUAAAAUUACUUCUGAGUUAGCAGGAGUAUAAAUGUAAUAUUUUAUUAAUCCCUCUAGCAUGCAAAAAAUCCUAAAGACAUCACUGAUCCAACUCAUGCAGAGGGAAAUUCUUUACUUCAAAGGUUUAAAAAAAGAAUUCUUAAAUUCAUUUAUGUGUGUAGAGGCAGAAAAGACCAUACAUAUAUGUUACAAAGCCCUUGAUGUUAUUACAAGUUAGCCUUACAAAAAUUUAACUAAUCAGACAAGCAAUGCAAUGUCGUUUGGAACCAUAUGUGAU